AUGAAGACUAAGCGAGAUGUGGAAGACUUAGAACUAGAUGAGCGAGGGACCGAACAGUCUUACUUCUCUGGGUCGAGUCGUCAGCGGCAAGGAGGACCACCCGUCACCAUUAUCGUUCCAGAAGUUAGCAGCAGCCCGGAAGAACCUGUCCGGCCUCCACGCUCGGCUUCGAUAGAGGCGGGCCCUGUGCCAGUCGGAGUCCACGAACUGCCUAUGUAUGCAACCACCGGGAUACCACCAGCAUUAUCUGGAGUUGGAAGGAAGGAGCCGCCAUCCGCGUCGCCGACCGCUACCACGCCAAAGGACGACAGUAUGGUGGGAAAACUUCGUAGCUGGGCGUCCAGUCACUUAUCGGCCGAAACGGUCAAGACUUGCACAAAAGCCGUAGUCGCUUUUUACUUAGCUGUUCUUAUUGUCUUGAUUCGACCGAUCGCUCACGACUUUGGAACAACCGCCUAUCUGGCUCCUAUCGCCGUCCUCCUUUUCUCUCCAGUAAAGACGGUCGGCGCCUUCUCCGAAACGAUAUUAAUCUGUUGCAUCGGUCUGGCGCUUGGUUCGGCCAUUACGGUGGUCGCUCUGACUCUGUCCGUGGCGUAUUCCGACUCCUUUGACACCUACGAGGAAGGCGAAGCUGGAGCCGCUUUGAUCCAGAUAGCAUUCUUGGUCAUGGCCACCUUCAUGUUGGGCUACGUUCGAGCUUCAUACCCCCGUCUGCACGUCUCGACGGUCAUCACUGCUCUCGCCCUGGCGUUUCCGAUGACCACGCGGGCGAAAACGCGUGAAGGAAUCCCUAUCUCGUUGUGGGCAAUCAUCAAGCCUAUCCUGGCAGGAGGUUUGAUAUGCUUGGUCACAAACCUCUUGGUUUUUCCAAAGUUCAGUGGACGAAUUCUAAAAUCAUCUAUCGACGACUCCGUAAAAGAAUGCACAGAACUCCUGGACAUGAUAGUCCAAAGUUUCCUGAAAGCCGGCACUAAAGACGCCACACCACUAGAAAAACUGCUCGCCAAACAAGAAACAGUCCGCGCCGCUAUCGCCAAAACGAAAGCCGCCCGCCGCGAGUGCCAAUACGAAGUCACCUACAACCGCUACUCACCCGACGACUACAAGCUGCUUGUCCAGCCUCUGCAGGAGAUGAUGAAGUACCUCAGCGGGAUGGUGGCGUGCGUCAAGCUGGCGAACGAGCUGAUGGGGGUUGAGGAGGUUACGCGGAAUGCUAGCAUUAUUCGCAGGAAUCCGCUGCAGGCGAGUGUCGAGGAUAGCGUUCAGUCGCAUGCGGUUCAUGGAGCGUAUGGCGAACACUUGGACCCCAUCAGUCGGCGACAGGCGGCGAUGAAGAUUCUGCAACAUGAGAAUCACGUUCCGCAUGAUUCGCCUGCGUCACCAAUUCAGACGACUGUAAGGUCGACUCGGAGUCAGAUGUCGUUGAGAUCCAUCCAAGCAGCCAGCGUAUAUCUCGAGCACGAGAUCGCUGAAGGCCACCACGUUCAAAUUGUUGGGCGCGAAAUCACGAGAGGGAUGUACGGCGGAUGCAAACGACUCCUACAGCAAUACCUACAAUCCGUUUCCGGCACCCUCGUCGAGUUGACCUCCGCCGGCGUCUCCUGUCUCGAAUACGGAAACCAACAGAUGAACGCCGCCACUGGCACACCUCCCGGACGGGUAUCCCACAUCUUCCAACUCCUCAAAAGCUCCCCCUCCCUCCUCCGCUCCUCCCGCGACGGCGUCUGCAAAGAAGCGCGCCGACGCAGCAGAGUCACCUCAUCCGAUUUGCACACCAGCAACAUCGGCCUCUUCGCCCUGAAAGACACGCCCAUGUACACACUCCAAGCCGCCAUCCGGGCUUUUGAAGAAUCCGAAUGGGCCGUCAUGUCCCGCGUCUCCCACCAAAUCGAUCCCUUAGCACCCUUCACCCCCGGCGGGCCCACCAAUGCAACAAACACCCACUGGAACGCAGCCAACAUGUUUCGCGAAGAAUACUUCCUCGCCGCCUUCUUCAUGUUUAACAUGAAAGAGUCCGCCUCCAAGGUGCUCAAAUUCGUGGAAGGCGUGGAAGAGAUGCGCGCGAAACGCGUCGCCCCCAAACGGUUCUGGAGACCCGACGUGAAAUUCGGUAAAUGGGCCAUGGGGGCCGCGCCUGAACUGGAGAAUACAAAGGCGCCGGAUAUUGCUGAGUUUACCGAGGGGCAGGAGACGACUAUUGCGCCGGGUGUAAUGGGGAGGGUGAGGUGGAAGAUGUGGACGUUUUUUAAGGGGUUUCAGACGCAUCCGAUGAGGUUUGGGUUCAAGAUGUCGUUGGCUACGGCGUUGCUUGCUUGGCCGGCUUUUGUGUGGGCUGAUUGGUGGUCACAGUGGAGGGGAACGUGGGCGUUGGUCACGAUGCUUUUGGUGAUAUCUCCGAGCGUCGGGGCUUCAGUCGGCAUGGGCUUAUAUCGAACCCUUGCAGGCGGCAUCUACGGCUACCUUACCUGGGCCAUCGCGCCCGAAAACCCCUACGUCACAACCCUCCUUACCCUCCUCUGGGCCUUCCCCAACUUCUACAUCUUCACCCGCACCCCGCACGCACGUCUCGGCACCGCCGCCCUCGUCACCUUCGCGGUAGUCGGGCUCUCCGUCUACGUCCGCGACCCCGCAGUCACGGGGGACCCCGUAAUCCUCCUCGCACUCAAACGCAUGAUGACGAUCUCCAUCGGCGUCUGUGUCGCGCUGAUCGUUACGAGCUACUUUUGGCCGUUUGUGGCGAGGAUUGAGUUGAGGAUUGCGUUGAGUAAGAAUGUGUAUCUGAUGUCGGUGCUCUGCUCGCAACUCGCCGCUAUCGUCACUUCGAGCGACGAAGCAGCGUCUAACCCUUCACAUUACGUCCUCGCCCGCCAUAAACGCGCUCGACUGCGUAUCCGCCACAUCGAACGCGCCCUCGCGGCCUCCGUCACGCGACAAAAGGAAUUGCUGGUGAUGACCACCAACGAGCCCCGGCUGAAGGGACCGUUUGCGUACCAUAUUGUGAAGGAGAUUAUCACCGUUGAGCAGAAUUUGGUUGAGAGGUUGGGGAAUAUACGCAGGAUUGUGGAUGGCGAGUAUGCGGCUGUGGACGGAGCUGAUGACCACGCGCAGGGGGAUGUCGAUAUAGGGUUUGGGAAAUUUGUCAGGAAGGAGAUCUUGAUGCCGGUUGAUAAGUACCGCAUCGACAUGUUCGCCUCCCUCCUCCUCUACCUCCACACGCUCUCGACUUCCCUCUUCACCAAAACACCCCUCCCGCCCUUCCUCCCACCCGCCCGGGCCGCCCGUCUCCGCCUCUUCAGCAAGAUCCGCGACCUACCCUUGCUUCGCGACCGGGUGCUGACGGAUAAGAAGGAGGAACGGGAGGGGUAUAUCAAGUUUAUGGCGUAUAGCAGUGCGAUGGAGGAUUUGAUUGAGGGGGUGGAGGAGAUGGGCGGGCUUGUGAGACGGUGGGUUGGGCAGGGGGUUGCGGGGGAGGGGUGA
Messenger RNA from Fimicolochytrium jonesii, 3477 nucleotides. RefSeq lists its product as uncharacterized. Bases 1 to 3477 code for a protein of 1158 amino acids. NCBI's taxonomy places the organism in Eukaryota, Fungi, Chytridiomycota, Chytridiomycetes, Spizellomycetales, Powellomycetaceae. The transcript has 6 exons. The record is from RefSeq and is a predicted model, not a curated record.